AUGAGUGCUACAGCAGAUCGCCAAAACCUUUGGUCAAAAUUCACCAAAUCUACAAAAUCAUUUUCUACCUCCUUUGCUCACAUAUCGAUAAGUUCUGAAAAGGAUGGAGACUCUCCAAAUUCUACAAUAGUUCAUAAAGCAUUGGUUAAGUUUUAUAAAAAACAGGAACCAUUCCAAGGAUUCCCAGGUUGGUUAGGUCAUAAAGAAGAUUUGCCUGAUGAGCAAAAAAUAUUAAAAAAGCAACAAGAAAAACAAGCUCACAAUCAUCAUCAUCAGCAUCAUCACUCUACACCUGUUGUAUCAUCUACAGUAUCUUCAGGUGGUGGUGGAUUUGUUUCAAGCCUAAGAAGAACCGGUUCUUCUUCAUUGCAGCAACAAUCUAAUGAACAAGAACACCAUGAAGAUGGAAACCGUCCGCCAAUACAAAGACGUACCACUGCUGGUAUGUCAUUCCAUAGUAUAUAUAAUAAAGAACCCUCUCCAGGUGUUCAAAAAUCGCAGGAUAUUCCUAGACAACAGCAGAAUUAUUCUUCAGCAUCAUCGUCAGCGAUUCCCUUAACCUCAAAUAAUACCAGUAAUAAUACAUAUUCUCAACGAGCUUCCUCAAAUCCAACAUCUCAACAACAAAUGCGGCAGAAUAAUGAAGGUGCGCCUACUCCUUCUUCUUCGUCCUCAUAUCAAAUGAUGAGAGAUAGGCUAAGGAGAGGUAAUAUAAGAAAUAAUCAAUCACCAUUUUAA
Messenger RNA from Naumovozyma dairenensis CBS 421, 738 nucleotides. It is a transcript of the gene MSO1, whose product is annotated as Mso1p. The transcript has a single exon. Lineage: Eukaryota; Fungi; Ascomycota; Saccharomycetes; Saccharomycetales; Saccharomycetaceae. The record is from RefSeq and is a predicted model, not a curated record. Bases 1 to 738 code for a protein of 245 amino acids.